AUGGCAAUUUAUGAUUACGAACUUUACCAGCAAUUCAACGGCCAGCCUUCCUCUUCCUCAUCGUCGUCGUCGCAACUGUCGAAUGAAUCUGUUGACUCCUUCCAAGACGACGAUGUUCUCCUCAAGCUGUGGUCUACUAUUCACCGCUUAGAAGAGGAGUUGAAGCAUGAGAAGGAGUGCUCGGAGAAGUUGACCGAGCAGGUUAGGUCACUCUCAGACAAUCUCCAACUGUCGGCAUCUCUGGUUGAAAAGCAGCUGCAGCUUCCGUGUGUAAAAACUCCCUCGGUUAAGGACUUUGACAUCAACGAUGAGAUUGAUACCAAUGGUAUGCGCCCUGAAGAUGAGAAGGCCGCACUGGACGCCCUGGCAAGCCUUGCCGAUGUCGACAAGCCCUUCCCCACUCACGGUGUGCCUCUGUGGCAUGUACUUCGCGCCCUUAGUGGUGUUGAAGAAGAUCGCGUCUUCACCGUGAGAAGGAUCCAGAAGCUCGGGUUUGACUCUGCUGUUAAGCUGAGAGAGUACUUCUCAAUGUGGGGAGAAGUUUCUAAUCUAUUUAUACUGCAUCGUCAGGCUAAGGCAUCAUCAGUUUCUGACGGUGACGGCAGCAGCAACAACUCUGCCGUUCGUGUUCGUCCACCCAGUGUUGGUUUCGUUGUGAUGGAAGACCCCUUGGUUGUGAGGAGAAUACUAGCCCAGCCCAAGCAUGUUAUUUAUGGUCACACAUGCGAUGUUCAAGAGUUUGAACACAAGCAUAAGCUUUUGUUGCCUCCUCCAGGUCUCGGUGGUGAACCUACGACGGUCCUUACCGCACCUACUGGUCACUCUAAGAAGGAUCUUCAGCCGCCGAUGGCAUCAGUGAAUAAUACAGUCGAAAGUCUUGACCCCUUUGGUGUUUGGGAUGGCGGUGUUGAUAUGUUCUCCUUACCUGGCUAUGGUACUACUACCAGCUUUGAUUUCCCUGAAUGUGUGUUCCCACAACACACUGCAGCCUACGAGACCGAGAUGGACUGGUUCAUGUUGCCAUUCUCAACACUUGGGGUUGUUCAGGUCAUGGAGAGCCUUCUGCCUCUCACGGGUUGCGGAGCUUGCAUGAUGCUUUGCACGCAUUCACUUUCAUACAUUUUCUGUCCCCAGUAUUCUAUGUGGAGAAUGAUGCGCAAUAUGGCGGAGACCUGCGUCUGUGCUGGUCUCGGGGCAUCGGGCAUCGUUGCUGAGGUUUGGUGA
This is a messenger RNA of Perkinsus marinus ATCC 50983, 1224 nucleotides long. RefSeq lists its product as hypothetical. The record is from RefSeq and is a predicted model, not a curated record. The coding region runs from base 1 to 1224 and encodes 407 amino acids. NCBI's taxonomy places the organism in Eukaryota, Perkinsozoa, Perkinsida, Perkinsidae. The transcript is spliced from 3 exons.